Messenger RNA from Papaver somniferum (opium poppy), 844 nucleotides. RefSeq names its product major allergen Pru ar 1-like. NCBI's taxonomy places the organism in Eukaryota, Viridiplantae, Streptophyta, Magnoliopsida, Ranunculales, Papaveraceae. Gene Ontology annotation, molecular function: protein phosphatase inhibitor activity; signaling receptor activity; abscisic acid binding. Bases 83 to 562 code for a protein of 159 amino acids. Gene Ontology annotation, cellular component: cytoplasm; nucleus. Gene Ontology annotation, biological process: abscisic acid-activated signaling pathway; defense response. The record is from RefSeq and is a predicted model, not a curated record. The transcript is spliced from 2 exons.
GCACAUUGCAUUCCUAAAACCUUUACUUUUUUUUAUUUGAAAUUUGGUUUGGCCUCACUUGAGAACUUAGCAAUCUAACAAUAUGUCUGUUGUCACUUAUAACGAUGAGUUUGAUUGCUCCGUGGCCCCUCGUAGGUUGUUCCGUGGAUUAUUCAUGGAUGCCCACAAUUUGAUGCCAAAGAUCAUGCCAAUAGUCAAGAGCGUCGACUUUGUCUCAGGAGAUGGCGGGCCAGGAAGCCUUCAACAAGUUAACUUCGUUGAUGGAUAUCAAAUGAAAUAUGUGAAGAACAGGUUGGAUUUCAAGGACAAAGAGAACCGUGUAAUAAACUAUACCGCGAUCGAGUCCGAUUCCUUUGGUGACAUAAUCGAUUACAUUAGAAGCGAGGUUAAGUUCGAUGCUGUCCCUGGUGGUGGUUCAAAGUGUACCAUAAAAACAACUGUUUGCCCAAAAGGAGAUGUUGUUCCUGAUGAAGAAACACUCAAGGCAGGGAAAGAAGGACAUAUGAAACAAUACAAAGCUGUUAUAGCUCAUCUCAUUGAGAACCCUGACCUCUAUGCCUAGUUUGCGAUCCAUGAGCAUGUAUACCACCCAGUCUACUAGUUAUCUUGUGUGCAUUUUGUUUGUGUUGUGUCUAUGGUGUGGUUUGUGCUCAAUAAGUUGGAAAAUAAAAAAUAAUGUGGUUACUCGAAUCCUUUUGAGUUGUAUUAUAAGUCUGUAAUGAUCCCAAAAAUGUAAGCCGGGUAGCCGUGUAAAAUCUUGAUGUUCUAUGUCGUGGUUGUAACGCUUAUGAUUUAUGGUGUAUUCUUUUGAUUUGUAAGUGAAUUGAAUAGGGUAUUAUACUGA